This is a messenger RNA of Ogataea philodendri, 951 nucleotides long. RefSeq lists its product as uncharacterized. Lineage: Eukaryota; Fungi; Ascomycota; Pichiomycetes; Pichiales; Pichiaceae. Bases 1 to 951 code for a protein of 316 amino acids. The transcript has a single exon. The record is from RefSeq and is a predicted model, not a curated record.
AUGAAUAGUAUGGACUCUCCUUUACCAGUGUCAAUGGCCGACAUCUAUCAGUUUCGUUCCGAUAUGGACUACCGUCAAGAGACCCAGGAGGCUCGGCAGCCUGAUGGUCUCUACUCCUACAACCCAGAGUUCAUAGACUCUAUCCAAUACGAACUUCUUCCAGAGCUGGUCUCUGAGGCUCGGGUUCCGCUUCCUGAGUUCAAGGUCGAUCACCAGGACUCGCACCUGUCUAUGGAGUCACCUCUAUCGUCUUCAUCCAUAUCGUCGUCCAUGUUUGAGGUUCCCAAUUUUACGGGAUUUUCAUUCCCGCCCCUGGACGAGUACAAGUUUACUGAGGCCAGCGAGCCACAAAGCAGACCAGAAACUCAGAACGUUUUCUACAGCCAGACCGAGUUCGACAACGUGGAAACGAUCAACACUGUGGAGUUGACAAAGCCAUUUGAUACACAAAAAUACAGCACCACUUCUCCUGUUCUCAAGUCCCAGAAAGACGAAGAUGCGUUUGAAUCAAGCGACUCACAACUACAGUCGCCUAGGAACCUUUCGCUGGACUUUGAUGACCGCAAGAAGGAUAAUAAAUACAAGAAAAUCAGCGACUCAAGACUGUCACUUUCCCAGCUAUCCCACGUUUUGCAAUUACCAAACGACAUCCAGGAGACCGCCAAGCGGGAGAAGCAGAUCUUGACCAUUUUCAAAAAGGACCUGAACUUCCCGCUGGGAGAGAAGACCUGGAUUAGAGACACUCCUUCUGAGGAGAGGAACAUUCUCAUUGACAAGCUGUGGAAGCUUGUGGAAAUGAAACACCAGUAUGGUUAUUCCAAAGAGACAUUGGCUAUUGUGAUCAGAAGAGCCAGUUAUUAUCUCAUGCAGGGCAGAUUGAGACGGGAACGGAGACUGGAAAAGAAGAAGAACGGGGACAUUCCAUGGAAACGGAAGUCCAAGAGCUACUAG